Molecule: messenger RNA, 2636 nt
Organism: Chinchilla lanigera (long-tailed chinchilla)
Lineage: Eukaryota; Metazoa; Chordata; Mammalia; Rodentia; Chinchillidae
Gene: Mlh1
Product: mutL homolog 1
Exons: 19
Coding region: 87-2270 (727 amino acids)
Biological process (GO): mismatch repair
Cellular component (GO): MutLalpha complex
Molecular function (GO): ATP binding; ATP-dependent DNA damage sensor activity; mismatched DNA binding
Source: RefSeq, a predicted model, not a curated record
GUCACUUGUAGCGGGGGUUAUUCGGCGACUGGACGAGACAGUGGUGAACCGCAUCGCGGCGGGAGAAGUUAUCCAGCGGCCUGCUAAUGCCAUCAAGGAGAUGCUUGAAAACUGAUGCAAAGUCUACAAGUAUUCAAGUGGUUGUUAAAGAGGGAGGUCUAAAGUUGAUUCAGAUCCAAGACAAUGGCACUGGGAUUAGGAAAGAAGAUCUGGAUAUUGUAUGUGAGAGGUUCACAACAAGUAAACUGCAGUCCUUUGAGGAUUUAGCCAGUAUUUCUACUUACGGCUUUCGGGGUGAGGCUUUGGCCAGCAUAAGUCAUGUGGCUCAUGUUACUAUUACAACCAAAACAGCUGAUGGAAAGUGUGCCUACAGAGCAAGUUACUCAGAUGGAAAGUUGAAGGCACCUCCUAAACCUUGUGCAGGCAAUCAGGGGACCCAAAUCACGGUGGAGGACCUUUUUUAUAACAUAACAACAAGAAGAAAAGCUUUAAAAAAUCCAAGUGAAGAGUAUGGGAAAAUUUUGGAAGUUGUUGGCAGGUAUUCAGUACACAACUCAGGCAUUAGUUUCUCGGUUAAGAAACAAGGUGAGACAGUUGCUGACAUCAGAACACUAUCCAGUGCCACGGUUGUGGACAAUAUUCGCUCCAUCUUUGGAAAUGCUGUUAGUCGAGAAUUGAUAGAAGUUGGAUGUGAGGAUAAAACCCUGGCAUUCAAAAUGAAUGGCUACAUAUCUAAUGCAAACUACUCAGUGAAGAAGUGCAUUUUCUUACUUUUCAUCAACCAUCGUCUGGUAGAAUCAACCUCAUUGAGAAAAGCCAUAGAAACGGUGUAUGCAGCGUAUUUGCCCAAAAACACACACCCAUUCCUAUACCUCAGUUUAGAAAUCAGCCCCCAGAAUGUGGACGUCAAUGUGCACCCCACAAAGCAUGAAGUUCACUUUCUACAUGAGGAGAGCAUCUUGGAGCGGGUGCAGCAACACAUUGAGAGCAAGCUCCUGGGUGCCAACUCCUCCAGGAUGUAUUUCACUCAGACUUUGCUACCAGGACUUGCUAGUUCCUCUUUGGAGGUAGUUAAAUCUACCCCAGGUGAGACCUCCUCACCUACUUCCGGAAGUGGUGACAAGGUCUAUGCUUACCGGAUGGUUCGUACAGAUUCCCGGGAACAGAAGCUCGAUGCCUUUCUGCAGCCUGUGAGCAAGGCCCUGCCCAGUCAACCCCGGGCCCACGACCCAGAGGAUAGGACAGAUGAUUCUAGUUGCAAGGCCAGGCGGCAGGAUGAAGAGAUGCUUGAAAUUCCAGCCCCUGAUGAAGUGGCUGCCAAGAAUCAGAGCAUGGAGGAGGAUGCUAGCAGGGGUGCUUUUGAAACAGCAGAGAAGAGAGCACCCGCUUCCAGCCCAGGCAACCCCAGAAAGAGGCCUCGGGAAGACUCUGAUGUGGAAAUGAUAGAAAGUGGUUCCCAGAAGGAAAUGACAGCAGCGUGUACCCCUCGGAGGAGGAUCAUUAACCUCACUAGUAUUUUGAGCCUCCAGGAAGAAAUUACUGCACGGGGACAUGAGACUCUCCGGGAGAUGUUCCAAAACCACUCCUUUGUGGGCUGUGUGAAUCCUCAGUGGGCCUUGGCACAGCAUCAGACCAAAUUAUAUCUUCUCAACACCACCAAGCUUAGUGAAGAACUGUUCUACCAGAUACUCAUUUAUGACUUCGCCAAUUUUGGCGUUCUGAGGUUAUCGGAGCCAGCACCACUGUUUGACCUUGCCAUGCUCGCCUUAGAUAGUCCUGAGAGCGGCUGGACAGAGGAGGAUGGUCCCAAAGAAGGUCUUGCUGAAUACAUUGUUGAGUUUCUGAAAAAGAAAGCCGAGAUGCUGGCAGACUAUUUCUCUUUGGAAAUAGAUGAGGAAGGGAACCUGAUUGGAUUACCCCUUCUGAUCGACAACUACGUGCCCCCUUUGGAGGGAUUGCCUAUCUUCAUCCUUCGACUAGCCACAGAGGUAAAUUGGGAUGAAGAAAAGGAAUGUUUUGAAAGCCUCAGUAAAGAAUGUGCCAUGUUUUACUCCAUCCGGAAGCAGUAUGUGUCAGAGGAGUCAACCCUCUCAAGCCAGCAGAGUGAAGUGUCUGGCUCCGCUCUAAACCCCUGGAAGUGGACUGUGGAACACAUUGUCUACAAAGCCUUCCGUUCACACCUUAUGCCUCCAAAACAUUUCACAGAAGAUGGAAAUGUCCUGCAGCUUGCUAACCUGCCAGACCUAUACAAAGUGUUUGAAAGGUGUUAAAUAUGAUCAUUUAUGCAAUACGGGCUGUUUUGUUCUUGAUUUAUAUCCCAAUGUUAAGCAAAGGACUUAAGGUUGAAUAUUUGCACAAGUAGCACAUCUUCAUGCACAGUGGGUUGUAAAUGUGAGAUUUGUCCUAACAUGAUUUCAUGUUAACUUCAUUACAUGUGAAAAUUUUUCUAGAUCUAUUUUUGCUUAUUAUAUACCAGACUGUGUUGAAGAAUCCCAACAGAAGUCUGAAUGUGAAUGGGAAUCUGAUAAGAGUGCUCUUUAAGCACCAUGAAGAAUUCUGAAAAGGUCUUAAAGCCUAGAUCAUUCUCUAAUUCUUCCUGUAUUCUGGUAAAUUUCCAUUAUUAAAUGCUAAAUAUA